UUGUAAAACGUAUGUAAAGCAUCCAGAAAAAGAAAUAUGUCAAUGUGGUCGUCUAAAACCAACUCAUAGUUAUACUACACUUGACAAGUUAGUUUUAAAUGAAAGAACUGAUAUUAAUGUAAAAUGGAACGAAGGUCGCGAUUCAAGCUCAGUACCUAUUAAUGUCUAUGGUAUUAGAUCAUCUAAUGGUCCAAAAUUUAUUCGUUGUGAUAAUCGUACCAAACUAUUAUCAUUAUAUAAUUUAAUUCUCAACGAUUGUAAAAAGCAAGAACCAACUUUAUUAAUUAGCGCGUAUGGUGGUGCGAAAUAUUUUACAUUGAGUGAACGAUUAGAAAAAGAUUUUGUUACAGGUAUAAUCGAUUUAGCAACUCGAGCAGAUGCAUGGAUUUUAACUGCUGGUGUAAAUAAUGGGGUAGCAAAUUUAAUUGGUGAAGGUAUUUCACAAUAUAGUAUUUUAAAACAAUCUUCAAAAUCUAUCACAUGUAUUGGUCUUACACAAUGGGGUAGUAUAACUGAACAAACACGAAUGAAAUUGAAACAAGAAACACAUGAUUAUCCUGAAGAACUCAAAUCUAUUGAACAAACAGAUCCUAAUACAGAAGAAGAUAAAGAAAUAUUGGAACCAAAUCAUACACAUUGUUUGAUAUUAGAUAAUGGCGAAUUGAAUGGUCAUCUAAGUGAUAGACCAAGAGCAGCAUUUGUUGAAGAAGCAACGAAAAAUGGAAGUUGCUAUGGAGUAACAAUUAUCGUUGAAGGAGGUUUAAAUACUUUGGAAGUAGUACAAGCUGAUGUACAUGCCAAACGACCUGUUGUCCUAAUACAAAAAAGUGGUCGAAUGUCUGAUGUAUUAGCUAAUUUAAUACAAUUAACAACAAGUACUGAUCGAUCUAAACAUAGAGAACCAACGGAACUUGAAAUAGAAGAGAAUCUUAAUGAAUAUUUUCCUAAUCUAAAAGAAGAUAAAGACAAUAAAUCUACUCGUAUUACACAAAUCAUUGAUAUUAUGAAAAAUGUUCAUCGUAAUUUAUUGCAUGUAUAUCAACUCGAUGCAGAACAAAAUAUUUCCGAAAUAAUAUUUCAAGCUAUUUUCUCAGCUUAUAAAGACAAUCCUGAUGAUAAAAAACGUGUUCGUUUGCUAGAUUUAUCUAUAAGAUGGAAUUUUUUAGAUGGUGCAAAACAAUUACUUGAAAUAAAUAAUACUAAAAGAGAAAAAGAUGGACGAACAAAAGAUAAAUCUCUUCUAGGUGAUUUAUUGAAACAAGCUUUAGAACAAAAUCGUCCAACAUUUGUCGAUUAUUUUCUUCGUUGUGGCUAUGAUCCAAGAGAUUUACGAAAUGUACCAUGUCAAAAUUUGACAGCAGCUUUUACGACGACGAACUUAAAUAAGGCAACAUUAUGUCAAAAUUUUGUUAUGAAUUUAUACAAUCAUAUCAAAGAAAAUGCAAAUGAGUAUCACAACAAAGAGCUAAUGAAUUUAUUUGUUGGUGAAAAAGAUGAACCUUUAAAGAAUAUUCAAAUAUUGAAUCAAAAACUUCGACAAUGGCUUGGUUCAUAUAUUGAUAUAGUUUAUAUACCUCCCUCAAUAUCAUCAGAGCUAAUAUUAUCUUAUAAAAAACAAUUCAUUAAAUUAUUUAAUAAUCAAAUUCAACAUGAUGAACCAAAGAAUAAUGUACCUUUAACAGAUAUUAUUGUUAAUCCUAAUGAUAAUAUAGGAAUAGGACUAACUGAUAAUUAUUCACAACAAGAAAUGUUAAGAGAUUUACUUCUUUGGUCGAUAUUUAUGGAUCUUAGUACAAUGACUAAAAUAAUUCUAGUUCAUAUGAAAGAACGAAUUUGUGCUUCAUUAAUUGCAGCAAAAAUUUUCAAGACUUAUGCUAAAGAAACACCAAUAAUUGAUUUAAAAGAUAGAUUAAAUAAACAAGUAGCUGAAUUUGAGACAUAUUCAGCAAAAUGUGUUAAUAUAUGUUAUGAAAUAAAUGAAACAUUAACAUGUGAAUUAUUAAUGCGAGAAAUACCAUUGUUUGGAAAUGUAACAUGUAUGCAAGUUGCAAUUUCAGGAGAAAAUGCAAAAUUUCUCGAAACAGCAUGUUUUGAUCAUGUACUCAAUCAAAUUUGGUACAAUAAAUUAGCUUUAUCAAACAUAUCUCUUUCAUCGAAAUUUCAACUAUUCUGUAGUAUGGCAACACUUGGAUUUUGUGCACCAAAAUUAUUAAGUUAUCGAUCAAAAGACGAACUUUAUUUAAAUGUAAGUAUUGAUUUUGAUAGAAAUUAUAUAAAUAGAAGAGAUUAG
Messenger RNA from Adineta steineri, 2290 nucleotides. NCBI's taxonomy places the organism in Eukaryota, Metazoa, Rotifera, Eurotatoria, Adinetida, Adinetidae. The record is from the annotation of a GenBank genome assembly.